This is a messenger RNA of Haplochromis burtoni (Burton's mouthbrooder), 1817 nucleotides long. RefSeq lists its product as uncharacterized. NCBI's taxonomy places the organism in Eukaryota, Metazoa, Chordata, Actinopteri, Cichliformes, Cichlidae. Gene Ontology annotation, biological process: immune response; cellular response to lipopolysaccharide; negative regulation of T cell proliferation. Gene Ontology annotation, cellular component: external side of plasma membrane. The record is from RefSeq and is a predicted model, not a curated record.
AGAGAGAGAGAAAGGUCAUGUGACUGGAAGCACAGGUCUCACCUGUUUCAUGUUUCUGUCUUCAGUGUCCCAGCAUGCCUCAGGGGUGGAGGUGUACGAGGGGGCGGAGUCUGUCCUGCUGUCCUGUCAGGUACCAGCUAAUGUUUCCAGGAGCUCCACAGCAGCAGUGUGGAACCGUGAUGGGUUCAAGAACCCAACGGUUCACCUGCGUAGGCAGAGUGGUGACGAUCUUAGUGGUCAGAAUGAUCUUUACCACCAUCGAACAUCAAUGAGAGUCGACGCUCUGCAGACUGGAGACCUCAGCCUCACUCUGAGGAAGCCCACAGUCUCUGACAGUGGAACCUACACCUGCAGUGCUGUCAGCUAUGGAGACAGGUUGAGGCAGAUUGAAGUACAUCUGAAGGUCACAGAACCUCCUCCAGUCUGGCCCACAGCCCUCGCAGCUGUGCUGGUCACUCUGAUCAUCCUGGCUGCUGUCAUUGGUCUGUUUGUGUGCUGUGCAUACAAAAGGAAGAAGGAGAGAGAAGCUCUGCUGCCAGAGGUGGUGGAGGUGCUACAGGGGGAGAAGUCUGUCCUGCUGCCCUUUAAGACCACAGCUGACCUUCCUCAGCACGUCACAGUGGAGUGGACAGACUCCAAUGCCAUGAAGGUCCACGUGUAUGAGAGUGGAAACAAUCAGCCAGACAAACAGCACCAGAGUUACAGAGGUCGCACAGAGAUGAAGGAGGAUCCACUGAGAAACAAAGACCUCAGUCUGACCCUGAAACCCCUCCACCUCACUGACAGUGGAGUCUACACCUGCAUCGUCUACAAGAAGGAUGGACACAUGCUGCAGAAAUCAGUGACUCUCAGUGUCAGUGUUCCUCCGCCAGAGGUGGUGAAUGCAACAGAUGCAGACGAGUCUGUCCUGCUGCCCUUUAAAACCACGGCCGACCUUCCUCAGCACGUCACAGUGGAGUGGACACUCACUGAACCCACAGAGAGGAAGGUCCACGUGUAUAAGAGUGAAAACAAUCAGUCACACAACCAAGACCAGGAUUACAAGGAUCGCACAGAGAUGAAGGAAGAGCCACUGAGAACUAGAGACUUCAGUCUGACCCUGAAAAAGCCCCGCCUCACUGACAGUAAAGUCUACACCUGCACCGUCUACAACAAGGAUGGACACAUGCUGCUACAGAAAGCAGUGACUCUCAGAGUCAGAGAGAAUGUGUCAGACAUUGUGCAGGUGGCAAAAGACGCGGUGCGCAUCGAGCUGCCCUUGAAAACCACAGCUGACCUUCCUCAGGACGUCACAGUGGAGUGGACAGACUCCAAUAACAAGAAGGUCCACGUGUAUGAGAGUGGAAAGAAUCAGCCAGAUAAACAAGACCAGAGUUACAGAGGUCGCACAGAGAUGAAGGAAGAUCCACUGAGAACCAAAGACCUCAGUCUGACCCUGAAAGACCUCCACCUCACUGACAGUGAUGUCUACACCUGCACCGUCUACAACAAGGAUGGACACAUGCGGCUGCAGAAAUCAGUGACUCUCCAUGUCUAUGACACUGUGAGGAGGUUGGGGACAGUGUAUGGAAACAAGUCUUAUUUGCUAGAAUUUCAAAAAACAGAUAAACUUGAUCAGAUUUCCAAAGUGGAGUGGAAACAUAUACACCCCAAAUACAAGUCCAUAAAGGAAAUAACACGCCAUCAGGGAAAUGAGAAAGACCUCAGUCUGAACCUGGAAGACCUCCACCUCACUGACAGUGGAAUCUACACCUGCACCGCCUAUAACAAGGAUGGAGACAUCCUGCUAAGGCAAUCAGUGAUAUUCAGUGUCAGAG